Saccostrea cuccullata (small rock oyster) is the source of this 14828-nucleotide messenger RNA. Its product is annotated as fibrocystin-L-like. The transcript has 54 exons. Lineage: Eukaryota; Metazoa; Mollusca; Bivalvia; Ostreida; Ostreidae. The record is from RefSeq and is a predicted model, not a curated record. Bases 83 to 13432 code for a protein of 4449 amino acids.
UUUUAACAACCAGCGUCCCUACCUGACUGGGACUGCCUGUUCUGCUUGUCCUUCUGAGUAUACGUGUUCAAACAACCUGUGUAUGGCCCCUGAUGAAAACGUAAAUACUGGGCCUGAGGUUUUCUCCAUUAAUCCUCACUUUGGGAGUGCGUGUGGAGAAACAAGAAUUACAAUCUCUGGUAAAAAAUUUUCCCUGGACAAGUUAAAUGAAGGGAAUAAGGUUGAACUUGUGUCAGCUACUACUUCAUACGAAUGUUUGGUCAACAAAGAUGGAACCAUGGAAGAUUCGAUCAUGUGUUACACUGUGCCUGGAAUGGUGGAGGGGGUGUAUACUGUUAAAGUGACUGUGGAUGGUGUACCUAUUCCUGAUGACAAACUGUGUAAGACUGGAGGUUCAGUGGAUAGUGACUGUCAGUUUGAGGUUAGAAAACAGAACACUCCUGUGAUAAACAGUGUGACACCUGUUGCCUUUCCCCCGGGACCGGAGUCUAUUUUGGAGAUGAGGGCGCUGAUGUUCACAGACAGAUACACCACCAAUGUGGCCACAAGUUCAAAUGGCAGAGAAGAAACUAUCAAUCGGGUUUAUGCAGGCCCUCUUCUGUGUGAUCUGAUAAAAACUGGUGAAACUGAUGUUUUUUAUGGUCUUCAGCUAGAUUCAUCUUCAUCUGAUUAUGGUACAAUGAAGUGUAGGUACCAGGGGAAUUUUAUUGGUAAUUCCAAUGCCAGUUUUAUUGUUGGUGGUGGACCAUUUGGGAGGUCUUGUCGUAAUUUGGACACAUUGCUGGUCAGCAUCAACAAACAGAUUUAUCAGUUCCAGACCUACGCUGAAAUCGCAGGGGUAGCCCCGGCCACUGGGAGCACCUCAGGGGGAACAACUCUCAAAAUCACAGGAAACUAUUUCACAGGAAGCAUGGCAAACACAAAGGUCUAUGUUGGAGGUGUUCUGUGUGAGGUCACCUCAGUCACUGAUACAGAGAUACAGUGUGUUACCCCUCCCAAACCUGCCACUUUACCAACUUAUUUCUGUGGUAACCGAGGACUGACUUUAGAGGUAUGGACUGGUCAGACUAAAGCCUACGCUGACCUUGUAGACAUUGAAGCCCUGACCAGCUCUGACGCCGGCUACAGUGUCCACCAGACCGGUCAGUCUUACUUCAGUCAUGCCGCCAGUAAUUACGUAUCUCGAGCGCAAGGUUUCUUCACAGCCCCCUACUCUGGAGAGUAUUCCUUCACGAUCAAAUCAGCGGAUGUAACAAGCCUCAGACUGAGCACAGACAUGAAUCCAGCUAACAAGGUAGAAAUAGCUAAGUGUGAGGGCACCUGUCCGGAGUAUUCAUCAACACCAGGUCAAACCUCAGCCAGAGUAACCCUAACGGAACAGCAAAAAUAUUACAUGGAGAUUUUACAUUCACAUGGAUCUAGUGGGGACCCCUCUUUUCAAGUAGCCACUCAAUUCUAUGACACAAAGUUGACCAACCAGAGCACAGGAAUAGUUGAUGUGGAACAUCAAUUAGUGAAGGUGAGAUCUACAGUUGUUCGUGAGGUACAGAAAAUAUCACUGGGGUUAGGUACUACUGUUGGAAGUAUUAUAAAUGAAGUACAAAUGGUGGAAGUCAAGGAACUAAGUGGCCAGUAUUCUGAUGCUACCUUCAGGCUGGGACUGUAUGGGGUUUACACAGAACCUCUGAACACCAAUAUGGAUAACAUAAAAAUAGCCACAGCCGUUCAGAGUCUCCCAUGGUACGGGAAUAGUGGUGAAUUAAUCGGCGUUUCCAAAACAGAGGCAACAUCUCCAGAUUUCAAGAUUACACUGAAGAUCCAGUUCUUCUCUAAGAGAGGAGAUAUUCCCCUACUUGAGUACUUGGUGUAUGAUGGCUCCCAGGGAGAAAAACUAGAAGUCCAAGUGACAGAAGAUAUAAAGGGGAAUCCAGAACCCUACACCUUGACCCUUCAAAUGGAAGGAGUUGUCUCUCCUGUAAUUCCAGGGGGUAGUGACAUAACUGCUGUAAUAACGGCAGUAGAUCAGAUGUUCACCACCAGGUGUCCUAAGUAUCUUGGAGUGACGGGGGUGGUACAUAUCAGCUUCGAGACCAACUCGAACACAGCUCAGGGCGGUCAGAUUGUAGAUGAUAAGGAGGCUUUCUGUGGAAGAAAAUCUGUAAAGAACCCGUCUUACCUGUACUCAAACAAUGACGGAUUGCUACUGGGCUCAGGUGUUAAUACAAUAUGUUUUGCCUACCAUGGAGCCCUUGCGAGUGGUUUGGUUGUAAAGUACUCCUACAAGGCGGGGGAGGACAUGACUAGCGUAGAUAACAAGUACAGGACGUUCUCUAUCAGCAUCGCAGAGGAAUCAGAUCAGUGGAAAUACACAUGUUUUGACAUGCUGACAGCACUUACUAACCUUGUUACUGAUGGGCAGCUGUUUAGAGUACAUUAUAUCAAGGCUUCAAGAUCAGGAGAUGUAUACAUAGACGAGGUAUAUAUUGGUAAUGGACCAACUACAAACGACCAAGAGAAUGUGAACUUACUGCGACUGAAACCUGUGAAGCCUAACGGUCAUGUGAUACACCGUACAGAGGGAGUGGUGACUUCUAAUGCACCGCCCGUGUUCAGUGUGGAUAUCACAUUCAUCCCUCUGGAAUGUGGAUACGACUUCCCUCUGCUUAGUGCUGUCCCAGGACAGGUCAAUGCCUUGAUAGUAACUGUAGAGCGCCUGCAUGCAGCAUCGCCCCCAGUUACAGGGACCUUCAAACUGAGCUAUGGGGGAACUGAAUCUUCUGCCAUUUCUCCUACUGUGACUGGAGAGGAAUUUAAGGAGAUUCUGUUGUCAACUAUACCAACAAUGGGGGAAAUAUACACCUACAAACAUGGAGACUGUGCAAACUUUGACCUCAGUGUAGCAUUUCUGUCCAAACCUGGGGAUCUUGCAGAAAUCCAGUAUACUAGCCAGUUGUCAGGGGAGAAUGUUGCUAUAGAGAUAGAAACAGUGGUUAAUGGGAAACUGAACCUGGACCCAAUCCAGGGAGACAUGUUGUGUGGUUACAGCUCGUCUCCUCAGGUGGCGGCCUUCAUUAAUGAGAUUCCUACACAGUGUUCCUCGGCCACUGGCUGUUCCUUCGUCUGGGAGGCUGCCACUACACCCGUUAUAAACUCCUGCACGUCUGGUUCUGGCACCCUGACUAUUUCUGGGACUGGGUUUUCAACAAAUCAGGCUGACAAUGCAGUGACAAUAGCUGGUGUUGAGUGUACAGUCACCUCGUCUUCUGAUGUAGAAAUCGUCUGUACCCCCGGACAAACGCCCGCAGGCACCCAUACAGUGGAGGUCACGGUGACAGGGAAAGGGAAAGCUGUCAUUGAUCCUGGAGCUACCUGUGAUUUUGUAUCGACAAUUUCAAUUUCAGCCGUGUCCCCCAAUUCCUGUAGUAUUGGAGGAGGAUGUGAGGUCAGCAUUCAGGGGUCAGGGUUUUCUUCUGAGGCCAGUGUCUCGGUGGGAGGAAGUCCUUGUGAAGUUCUGUCCUCCACAUACAAUCAGAUCACCUGUAAAGUUCCAAGCUCAGCUACAGCUGGUCAGCAGACGUUGACUGUGUCGUUAGAUGGGACGUCAGCCACCAGUUCCUUCACCUACAAUACAGGUCCUACCAUUAACGAUGGCAGCAUCACCCUGACACAGGAGACUCAGGACGGAGGACUUGUCCACAAAUUAACAUUUACUGGAAGUGGAUGGGGCAAUCUAAAUACUGUAAAGCUCUACAUCGACGGAAAAGAAAUUAUCCCCACAACACUGACAGCCACCAGCCUGGAGGCUUCAUUUCCGUUACUCUCCCCAGGAACUUACCAACUCCGGCUCCUCACCGAUACAGGCUAUGCAGUAGAUAGUUCUGGCAGUAUACCCAGUGUCACAGUACAGGUCCGUAAGAUCACCAACGUGUUCCCAACCUCAGGAUCACUACGAGGCGGUGCCACAUUAACUAUAACGGGUCAAGGAUUCAGCCCCGUGACCUUGGAAAACAAGGUCAAGGUCGGAGAUCACAAAUGUGACGUAAAGACUUCAACCUCGACGGAACUCAAGUGUCAGAUUGUAGAUACUGGAAAAAUACACCAUAUUACAAACCAAGGAAUUCAUCCAGAGAUUGGUAUCAGUGGCUAUGCCUGGACACCUAAGACUCUGGAGAUUAGUGUUGGAGACACAGUAUCCUGGAGCUGGGAAUUUAAAUCCUUUAUCCAGGGGAUGAAGGUGAGGGUGGUUCAGGUGAAGGAACUGUUGUCUCAGGAGGCGGUGGAGGGGGGGUUCAAUAGUGGUCCCCCUACAACCAGAGGGGCUUACCAGUUCCAGUUCCUGGUGCCUGGGACCUACCAUUACUGGAGUGACUAUGUGGACUUUUAUAAAACAACCCAAUUCUCUGGCGUGAUUGAGGUCGUAAGUCUGGGUUCAUAUGCUGCAGAGGUACAAGUGAUGGUUCAAAACAUUGAAUUCAGCCAUGAGAAACCAGGAACUGCUGAUCCUACACCUGGAGGACCCUGUCCCGGGGGUACUGGUGACCUGGGAUUCUGUAACACCCCUACCCUUCCUACAGGCAAUCCUAACAGAUGGAACUUUGCAUUCUGGGAAUGUGCAACACCAAAAGUCACCGGGGUAUCUCCAAAUGAAGGAACGACCCUUGACCCGAUAACAGUGACAGGUCAGGGAGUCAGUAACAACAUUUGUGAACUAGAGGUUAAGUUUGGAGACAAUGUAUGCAGUGUAAAAGGUCUAGGUGAUGGAAAAUUUGACUGCUGUAUUGAUUCGGCAAACAGUCCAACUGUUGGUCUAUUACAGGAAAUUUCAUUACUUGUAAAAAAUAGAGGGUAUGCUCUGAUAGAAAUUGAGAAGAGAUUGGAACGUUCCUUUGCUCUGGUACCCGCAGUGAAAACCAUUUCUCCAGAAUCAGGAUCCACUGCUGGUGGAACACCAGUCACAAUUACAGGAACUGGGUUCUCUGAAGAUAAAGGAAGAAUGGUAGUGACUGUUGGUGGUUAUAUCUGUCCAAUAGAAAGCACAUCAUUCACUCAGAUCACAUGCAUAUCUUCAGCUCAAAUCAUAGGUACAAAGACAGUGGAGGUUAAAGUCAUUACAACAACAGGCACUCAGGUUAUGGCAAUCUGCAAGCAUACAAGUGGGGCAUGUACAUUCUCUUAUGCCACCUCUGUGACACCAGAAUUGGUGAGUGUAAAUCCUGGGUCUAUCACGGGUACCAGUCAGACGACCUUGACCUUGACUGGUACUAAUUUGAAGUCCGCUGUAGAGGGAGCCACGGUCCACAUUGGCAGCGAGGAAUGUGGCGUCCAAUCACAGACCGUGGACACUAUUACAUGCACCAUUACAAACCUCCCCCUGGGUCAGAAUGCUGUCCGUGUCUCAGUGUCUGGCUUUGGAAAUGCUGUGUCAUCACUCGAGGUAGUUUCACCAGCAGUAAUAAGCAGUUUAACUCCAACCUCUGGCAGUGUGUAUGGUGGAACAGAAAUCCAUAUCCAGGGAAAUGGCUUCACAGAAAAUGCAGUUGUUACUAUAGGAGGUGUGAAUUGUGAACUUGUUAGUGCCACUCUGUCUGAUUUAAGGUGCACUACUGGUGCUCAUGCAGCAGAAACCUCACAAGUUGACAUACAGGUGGGUUCAGAAACCUAUCCACAACAAACAUUUACCUACAGUGAGGCCAUAUCUCCAAAGGUCACCAGUAUCUCUCCCAACCAAGGUAGCCAUGGUGAAACUGUCACAAUCAGUGGUCAGAGUCUCAGUCCUGUCCAGAGAGUGACCAUAGGGAUGGCGGAGUGUACCGUGGUCACCUCGACUGCCACUGAGAUAACGUGUACCACCACUCCUCACGCGGUGGGACAGCAGAGUGUGGUAGUCCACACAGAUCACGGGAUUUCCAAUGGUGACAUCCAGUACGAGUACUCACUAGAACUCUCAGCUGUCAGCCCUGACUCAGGAAGUAUUUACGGAGGUCAGACAUUGACUAUUAGUGGAGCUGGGUUUGAUGGGAAUGCAGAACUUAAGAUCUGUGAUGAGAUUUGCCCUAUAGAGUCUAGUUCCCUCACUCCAACAACAUUCUCCUGUUUAUCUCCCCCCUCAUCUGAUUGGAGUGUUAAAACCUGUGAUGUUGUCCUGACGUCCAGUGGUGAAGUGCGAACACUGAGUGGUGAAUUCAGCUAUCAGCAAGCUAAGACAGCGGCAGUGACAGGCUUAUCUCCCCUCCGCGGGGGAACGGGAGGGGGCACACCUUUGACAAUAACAGGCUCGGGAUUUGGCAGUGCUGAAGGACAAGUUGUAAUAGAUGGCAGCAUUUGUUCUGUGACAAGCUGGACAGAUGUUCAGAUUGAAUGUGAUACUGACCAACACACAGACACUGGGAAGUACAAAGUCAGUGUGACCGUGCCAGGAAAUGGACUGGCUAAUCCAGGAGGGUUCGAGUUCUUUUAUGUGGACAUUUGGUCUUCACCAUUUACCUGGGAAAAUGGUAUACUUCCAAAAGAAAAUGAACUAGUCGUCAUAAAGGAGGGGCACACUGUUUUAUUGGACAUCAGUCCUCCUGUGCUGGAUACAAUACUUAUAGAUGGAGGCAAUCUUGUUUUUGACACAAAAGACAUUGAGCUUCAGGCCCAGAGAAUUCUAAUAACUAAAGGAGGAAAGUUACAAGUAGGAAGUAGCGAUGCACCAUUCCCAAAUAAAGCCAAAAUUACUCUACAUGGACAUGUAAGGUCUAAGGAGCUACCUGUGUAUGGGACAAAAAUGAUAGGAGUGCGGAAUGGAUCACUGGAAUUACAUGGACAAAGAGUUGUAACGACCUGGACACGACUACAGACUACAGCGGCUGUCGGGGCUACAGAUAUAGUUCUGACACACCCAGUGGACUGGAAGACAGGUGAUGUCAUUGUCAUAGCAACAACAGGUCACAGACACACCCAGCAACAGACAGAGCAGCGCACGAUUAGUUCCGUCUCCGCUGACGGGAUAACUCUGACCUUGACCCAGCCACUGGGCUAUGAACAUCUCGGGGUAACAGCGAGGUAUGGCGAACAUGACAUAGAACUGCGAGCAGAAGUGGGGCUCCUCACGCGAAAUAUUGUCAUCCAGGGGACUAAUAACGAAGUGUGGAAUGAUCUUAUUGAGGCAUGUCCAGAUGGAUUUGACACUGGUGAGUUUGCUAGGCGGAAGUGUUUCCAAGGUUUGUUUGGGGAGGAGAUGGGCACGGAUCAGUUUGGAGCCCACGUCAUUCUUCACGCUCCGAGUCCAGACACGGGCAGUGUCGCAGCCCACAUCCAGUACGUGGAAUUCAAUUACGUAGGGCAGGCUUUCCGUUUAGGACGUUACCCUGUUCACUUCCAUAUCAAUGGCAACAUGUCUGGGUCCUAUGUCAGGGGCUGCAGCUUCCAUAAGUCCUUCAACCGUGUCGUCAAUGUUCACGGCACUCACAACGUACUAGUGGAGUAUAACGUGGCGUACGAUACAAUGGGUGGUGCCAUGUUCCUGGAGGACGGGAUAGAAACGAGAAACAUCCUGCAGUAUAACCUGCUGUUGUUAGUGAAAGCAAGUUCAAGUUUGCAGAAUGACGAUAAUGUUCCAGCUGCAUUUUGGGUAACGAAUCCUGACAACACAGUACAGCAUAAUGCAGCUGCUGGUGGCACACACUUUGGUUUCUGGUACAGGAUGCACAAGCAUCCAGACGGGCCUUCAUUCACCACCUCCAUCUGCCCACAGAAUGUUCCUGUUGAUAUAUUCUUCAACAAUACUGUUCAUUCCAAUGGAUGGUUUGGUCUGUGGGUGUUUCAGACAUUUACUCCAAAAGAUGAUGGGAGCUGUGGUUCUAAGACACCACAGCAAUCCUUGUUUUCUAACCUGACUGUAUGGAAUUGUGAGAAAGGGGCCGAGAUUGUGGAAGGAGGGUCAGUUAGGUUAAAAAACUUUGUUCUCUUGAACAAUGAAAAAGCUGGUUAUGAAGGCAAGAUGGUAGCAGAGGGAAGUCAGGUAAUUGAAGACUCAUUGAUUAUUGCUCAUGCCACAGAGCUAACUAGUACAGGACAGGGAAGCACCCAGUUUGGUAUCAAACUUCCUUACAAAUAUAAUUUCCAUGUUAAAAAUGUGCAGUUUGUCAAUUUUGACGAUAACUUGGCAGCAUUUGGUGUGACCAGAAUCACAGGAACAUGUUCUGUUAAUUGUGGUGGUUACCUGUACACCACUGAGGGGCUGACUUUUAUCAACUCACCCAACAGGGGGAAGUUUUUCUGGGCAUGGGAAGCUUUAUUCAAAGAUUUAGAUGGUUCCUUGAUAGCUAAUGGUCCCUCAGCACCAGACGCAGGAAAAAUUGUCCUCCCCACCUCUGAAACUCUGCCAUCAACCUGUACAUCAUUUCCAGCCUUCAGUCAAGGUGCCAUUGCAGCCGUGGUCUGUCCAGAUAAUCUCAGAUUCCACAGGUUUACAUUUAACAAAGCUCCAAAGUCUCUAGAUGGCAAGAACGCAAUAUUUACCAAUCAGUAUGGCAGCACCAAUCAGCCAUUCCGAUUUAAGGCAAUCACCCACAAGCAGGGCUGGCUAAUGGUCUUCUUAGAUGGUGAAAAUUACACAAUGGAAUUCCAAGAUAAUCCAGGAUUUACUAACUUCUCCUACCAAGGGAGAAUCGACAAUUUUGAGACUAAGGAUGAGUAUGUGAUAAUUAGGCAGUCCCUUGACCAGCAACCUAGCCGUGUGUUUUUUCAGAGUUCUAGCCAUACACCAAAGCCUGAUACAGCCAUAGAUCCUCUUACGAGCAGUCAUGGUCACUGGGAUUAUAAAUCUACCAUCUUACAGUAUAUAGUUAGAGGACAUGACCCAUCAAUCAAUGACCCCACCACAAAUAAACAUGUUAGUGUAAACUUCAAUGCUUACAAGUGCUUCUUCCCGAACUGUCAACCCCCGCCUGACCCCAACACUGUUCCCCCCGAGGAGUCUCGUCCUGACCACGCUGUGCUGUGGUCCGAGAAAGAGACGUGGGCAGAUGCAGAGGAGGGAUGGGGAGGGAAUAAAGGAAAUGGAGAAUACGACCUGCCAGUGGAUGGUGACAGUGUCAAGAUACCAAAAGAUCAAUGGGUGGUAGGAGACAUUGCAAUACCACGCAUGGAAAAACUGGUUCUGUAUGGUGUGCUGGAAUUAGACGAUAAUAAUGGAAACAGAGACUUUGAAAUCCGGUGUAAAUACAUUGUAAUUUAUGGUGGACGACUUAUUAUUGGAUGGCCAGAUAAACCUUUCCUGUCUAAUGUGCUGGUUAUCCUGGAGGGUGAUAAACAGACAGAGAAUUAUGAACAAGACAGUGGUCCUACUAUAGGGGCCAAAGUUUUAGCUGCUUUUGGAGGAGUUGACAUGCACGGUGUACAGAGAAAUGAUUCCUGGACUCGUCUCGCUCAGACUGCGAACCCUGGGGAUAAUCAGCUGACCCUGGCCUCGACUGUAGACUGGGUGGUAGGGGACGAGAUUAUCAUCGCCCCCACAGGAUACAAACCCGAGGAGGUAGAGAGAUUUACUAUCACAGUCGUCUCUGGAAAUACCAUUACAUUAGAUGGUCAAUUGCAGUAUAAGCACAUUGCACACACUCAUACUGCCAACGGUAAAACAAUAACAAUGGCUGCAGAGGUGGGGAGACUGACGAGGAACAUUCGCUUUGAGGGAGCAGUUUACCCGGACAUUCAGGACGAAGCCUUCGGAGCCAGAAUGAUGGUGUCCAGAAUGGUCAAAGACGGACAGCUUUACAUAGGGUAUGCCCGACUCAGUAAUGUGGAGUUCCGGUACUCGGGACAGGAGGGGUAUGUGGAGCGCGGGGAUUCCAGGGCUUCCCUGGCCUUUACAGAUGCCGGGACAGUCAGCAACAUUAAACCAUCAGCUGUCAGGGGCUGUUCCUUCCAUAAAAGCUUUGCCCCCGCUAUCACUGUACAUGGCACCAACAAGCUACCAGUGGAAUGGAAUGUCAUGGCAGACUCAGUGUGGUUUGCCUUGGAGACCACCAGUGCUAAAACCAAGUUAUCUCACAACUUUGCCACAAAUGUGCAAUGGGAAGGGUGUUUUAAUGGUAGAUUUGAAACCAUGAAUGUGCGAUACAAUGGUGCUUUCAAUCUGAACCAUGCCAAAGACGUGGAGUUGGCGUAUAAUGCAGUGGGAGGGGCUCAGAGGAUUGGUUACAACAUAUUAGGGGAGGAUUGUGGUGAAGCAGCGGCCUGGGAAAGCAAUGUGGCUCAUACUACACUGAUAGGGGUGGCUAAUAUCCAGUCACAAACUCCCAUUCCAGCUGGUAUGGACUGUGUACAAAUAAACAACUUUGAAGUAUGGAAGAGCGUGGACUAUGGAAUAUACUACAACAACCUGGUAAACAAUGUCAUAAAAGGCGUGAAGGCGGCAGAUAAUGGGGUCAACAUCUUCCAGUUCAUUAUUGGACCUCCAUCUGUACUACAUGUGUAUGAAGACAAAUUUGCCAAAGUCGAGGAUUCCUUGAUCAUAGGUACAUCAGACGCCUUCGACUGCACUAAUGAUGUCUCCAAUGCCAAUGACUGUAACAUCAAACUCAGCAAGCAGAGCCGCGCCCACAGUGGGUCAAGGAGACUCGGAGUUACCAUGCCAACGUUUUCUUCUGGAGGAAACAAGGCUACUGAGAAACCAUUGGCUGAUAUAAAGGCCUACCAGGCAAUCGGAGGAAGAGCCUACGUGUCAGGUGUUACUUUCUCUAAAUUUGGUGCCCGUUGCUCCGGUGGAAGAGAUAUAGUAAUCGCCCCGAAUUUUAAGAAUGAUGACGGGAACCACAGGAUGGAGACAUCCAAUGUGGUGUUGGUAGGUGUGGAGGAAGAAUCAAAGGUCUUCUAUCCCAGAUCUGAAUUAGGGAAGAUAAAUCCUUCUGACUGUGUGGACAUGGCUUGCGACGCUAAGAUAAAGGCCCUGCUGGUUGACAAAGAUGGCAGUUUCCUGGAUCAGGCGGGCGCCGUCAUCCCUCAGUCCGAGUAUCAGUGGAAUGGAGACCCAGCGUACGGGCUAGGGGACUACAGGGUGCCUAAGGAAAUGCUGACCACUCUAGAUGGGGAGAGAAUUGACAUUAAUACAUUGGCCCCCAAUAAAGGUAUCAUUAGAGACGGCAGCUGUACCUAUGUCUCCUCAUGGCAGGCCUACAAGUGUCCUAACUCUAAACACUACACACUGACCAUAGAGAGUCUGGACAAAGACACAGAGACACGGCGAAUCUCACCUGUCGCCAUCCUGGGAAAUGGUUACCUUGACCUGAUUAAUGGCCCACAAGAUCAUGGCUGGUGUAUGGGGUACACCUGUAGAAAAAGACUCUCUACAUUCCAGGCCAUUGUUUCUCUAAACGAGAAUUAUCUGAUACAUUACACUGGUACCUCCCCUCAGAAUUCUCGCUUUAUGAUGCUGGAUGUUGGACAAAAUGACUGUAUCCAGCUCUCAAUCUGGUACUCCCAGCCCUGGCGUCUGGACGUGUAUCACGAUAAUGUUUAUGUCAUGCCAAAAAAUGCUAGACAUGUUGGAGACAUAAAAACCAUUGUUUAUGAUCCUCCCCCGGUCGGGGAACCAGACAAAUUUAAGCCCAGUGCUGCCACCUGUGUAGAUAACUCUGGGUCUAACUUCUAUGACAGAGAUGCUGGUAUUCUGGUCCUCCUCAUCAAGGGACCUAAGCCAGUGAGUAUCAUCACGGUGGAGUCUGUUAUCGUCUCCUUCCAGUUCCCCGCGAUGACUCUCGAUGAGUUCUACGGUAAAAAUAUCAUCAUGAAUCUGGCAGCCUUCCUGGAUAUUGAUCCUAAUUUUGUCCGAGUCACAGACAUCCAAAGGGAAACUCAAAACAGACGAAGGAGAAGGAAUGCUGAUGAAAAUAUUGAAGGUGCUACCAUUGAAAUCAGCAACCCUCCAGGUUCUCCUGUUGAUUCUAGCAGCAUGACGAGUGACGAUUUACAGAAAACACACACUGAUCUCAUCAAUGCAGUACAGCUGACAAAUUUUACAACGGACACGCUCGGUUUGAGCUCCGGCACUUCUGUCUCCAUCUCGAGAGAGAUGCCGGCGUCUGACAGCCCCGAAUGGCAACAAAUGGCAAGCGAUGGUUCGGACGGCUACGUGGUGAUACAGAAGGCAGAUCACAUGACAUUCCACACGGAACUCCAGCCUUUACAUGAAGGGACUCCAUUCACAAAACAACCAAAGAUCCAAGUUAGGGACAGCCAGGGGGAGAUAAUCACAAUGCUGGGAGCAGAGGAGAACACAUGGAAGAUAACCGCAUCAAUUCGGGAAAACACAGGAAAUCCAGAUGCUGUUCUUCUGGGAAAUAAAACUGUCCAGUUUGUCAAUGGCAUGGCUACCUUCACCGACCUUGCUAUCUCCCAUUUUGGUACAGACUACAUACUUGACUUCACGGUCACUGAACCAGAAGUGGGAGAGCCCUUUAUGAUUGCCUCCCAGGCCUUCACCCUACCAGGAAGACCUAUUGUGGGAGCUGUUGUGUCAAAGCCCCCCAUCAUAGUGGAGAGGUCAUCAGCUACUAUCACACUGGAGCUCAGAGACAGAGUAACUGAUGAAAAAGUUAAUGAUAUUGACUGGAGGGGUCAUUCUUGGACAGUUACAGCAGAAAUUGGAAUGAGUGAAAUGUAUGAUGCAAUCAUCAUGAAUCCUAAAACCACCACAUUUGAUGCUAAUUCUGGACGGGCAACAUUUGAUGACUUGUUAUUCUUCACCUCUGGUGUGUAUGUUGUCCGAUUUAACAUAACAUCCAAUCCAGUUGAUUAUAACAUCGAGCUCCAGGAAAUUGUGGUUGUCAGGGGAAUCAGUCAACAGGGGAUAACCAGAGACACGGUGAAGGAGAUAGGACUCAAAUUUGAUGCAGAUUAUGAUAGCAUUGUAGGAGAAAGCAGAAACAAAUACUUAGCCGCUAUGGUCCUGAACUGGGUGGCUAACAACUUUACCAAUGUCAUACCAGAACCAAAAUUAGUUUACAAAGGGAGUAUUAUGGUGACCUUCAACUUAGGAGGUAAUGAGGUCAAUGUCACAUCGACCAUCAGCGACUUGUGCAUCGCUAUCCAGAACGGCACAGACUUUGUAUUUGUGGGACAGAGCCUCACUCUCAGUGGUUACAUGACGGUGGACGGAAAUAAAUAUUACGGAGUCUCGUGCGGGGUGAUCUCAUCCCCUGAUGGUACAGACAGUGCUAUCCCGAUCAUAGCAGUGGUCGCGGCGAUUGGCGGCCUUCUGUUGAUAGCAGUCAUCAUCUUAAUAGCCUGCAUGUUACAUAAAUCCAAAGUCGCCCCAAAAACUAAAACACAUGACCUUAAGGAAGUUCUCUGUAAUGAAAAAUCCUUUACGAGUAUUCGGAAACAGGCCCCUCCUUAUUCCACCACACUGACUGGUGAAAAACGAACGGGGGCCGAUUACUGGAAAAAGUAACAAUCAAAAGACACCAUCUCAAAAAAAAACUUUACUCUAAGAGUUCAGGAUCAUGAUUUACAUCUCUUUUCAUUAAACACCUAAAUUUCAUUUCAUACAUAGUAACUUCUAAGGAUUAUUAUGUACAUUGUAUAUUUGAAAAAAAACAUGAAUACUUAUGGUAUAAAACUUUAUGCUGGCUUAUUAUAGGGCGAAUUUGUUGCACAUAAACUGGUUCAGGUUUUGGUUUAAGGUUUAAAACUAGUUUUUCAAACUGGUUUAAAUUUCAAUCCGGUUUACCUAGGUAAAACAAAUGAACAGUUUACAUGGUUUGUACAAGAUGGCGUCAAAAAGAUGCAGAGCAAUUAACCAAAUUACACAUGCAAAAAAUGUGUUAAAAUCUUUUUCUAAAUAAAAAAAAUCCAAGAAAUUAUAACGUAUUGUAUUCUUUGAUUAUCUUACUUAGAGUUAAAAGUGUAGCUUUUAUAUUUUGAAUGCCUCAAAGAUUAAUCAAAUGAACAAUUUCCACGUUUUAAACACAUGGAAAGAUAAACACUCGGGUAUAAAUAAUUACUCUUUAGAUUUCCAGUAUUUAAGCUGUUUUUACACAUGUAACAGUAUGUUCUACAGUUUGCCAGGCAUGUUGAAGUUUGUCCAAAUGAUUCAAAACUUGUUUUUGAAAAGGAAAAUUUUUACAUAUUCUGUUCAUAAUUAUUGAACAAACACCAUUAUUUCAAUAUGCAACAUUAAUUCAUUCUCUGAAGCCUUAUAUAUAAAACAUCAAAUAUCAGAAUGUGACAUUUUAGUCAAAAGAGUUGUUUGUCCUCGAAAAAACAAUAAUUUAUAACUUUUUUCUUUAUUAUAAUAGUCACUAUAUCUUUCAUCACCGCCAUUUUGGAAUACUUCCCGCUCUUUCGUAAACCAAAUAAACCACCAUCGGAGGUGGUUUGGUUGGUUUAACGAACUGGUUUCAGUUACAGCAAAAACAAAUGGAAAACCGGUUCUGGGUUUAAACUGGUUUAAAACCAGUUUGUGGAACAAAUGAACAGUUUUACAAAACUGGUUCAAAACUAAAACCCGGUUUUUGAGAAACAAAUUCGCCCUCAGAUUCUGUUUUAGUCCUUUUACAUUUUUUUUAAUGUUCCAAUUUUAUAUAAGAAUUUAACAAAUGCUAAAAGUAUACUUUUAGCUUUCAAAUUUAAUACAUUUAUUUCCUUUUAAAAUGACAAAAGAUGGAUUAUCGACUUUUUGAUGUCCAUUCUUGCAAAAUAUUUUCUCUGUCCUUUGAAUUUUUUUUCCUCUCUGCUUGUCAAUAUUUAAUGAUAGGAUUUUGAGGAAUAAUGCUGUGAUACAAAGAAUUUGAUCUGUGAUAUUGUUUGUGAUACAUGUAUUUGAAAUAUAUUUAUAAUGUUCUUUG